AUGUCACGUAACGCCACGCCACGUAACGCCACACCACGCCACGCCACGCCACGUCACGUCACGUCACGCCACGCCACGCCACGCCACGCCACGUCACGCCACGUCACGCCAGGUCACGUCAAGCCACGUCACGCCACGUCACGUCACGUCACGUCACGCCACGUAACGCCACGCCACGUAACGCCACACGACAUCGCGCCACAUCACGCCACGUCACGCCACGCCACGCCACGCCCUGCAACGCCACGCCACGUCAUGUCACAUCACGCCACGUUACAUCACGCCACGUCACGUCACACUACGUCACGCCACGCCACGCCACGCCACACCACAUCACGUCAAAGACUAAGCAAGUCAAAAGAUUGUGAAGCUUGUCCUACUGGACAUUUCCAGCCUGUGGAAAAUGAUUCCCAAAGGUGCCAAGUAUGUACAGUCUGUGAUGAAAAAGCUGGGAUUACAGUUCGAGAGUGUACGGCAUUGAGGAACGCAGAAUGUAAGUGCCGUGACGGAUUUCUUCCCUGGGCGAAGGAUCCUGCCUCUUGCUUUUGUCCCAUCGGAUCUGGACUAAAAGGGACAGAAUGUUCAAAAUGUGAAAACGGAAAUUUCAGCAAAGCUAUCAAUUCACCCUGUCAAAAAUGGAAAGAAUGCAAAUCAGGUGUGAGUGUUAGUGGCACUGACAAAUCAGAUGUCACCUGUAAGAGUGACACUGACAGCACUACAGCUCCUACAUCAAACAAAAUUACCUCUGUAAUCAAGCACUUACAAUCCCAGCGUCCACAUGAGGGGGCCAAAACUCAGGAGAUAAAUCGGGGUCCUACUACCAGCACCACAGCCAGCACCACCACCACCACCACAGCUACUUCGACUUCUACUUCACCAAACAAAGUUAAUCCUGACACAGGCAACCACAUUGGUAAAACAUUUCCUCUUGCCUCUUCUUUAGGUAUGACUCUUCUCAUAUUUGGAAUUAUUGGACUGCUUGUUCUGACCGCUGUGACCUGCAAACUUCACAUCACUCUUUGUGAGCAGAGAAAGCCAGCAGUGCAAACAAAUGAUCUGUUGUGUCGGAGGCCAGUUGAGGAAAGCGGCGAUGACAGUCUGUCCUCUCUCAAACUAAAUCCAGGGGAGCCCUGAGGUGAAACUAAAUCUGUCAAGUAAUACUGUGAAGUUUGGAUCAGAUUAUUAUUACAUCCAUAAUUUUGGACUGAUCACAGAUAUUUAUCUUAUUAUUAUUAUUAUAAUGUUGUUUCAUUAGAAAAUGCAGCAGAAAAAAUUCUUUAGCAAACCAUUUCUUUUUAUAGCAGGCAUGCCCAGUCUGCAAUAUGUGUGGUCAAUAUUUGACAUUUGUUUGUUCUGUUUUAAUAGAAUAUUAGUGAAUUAUCGCAACAA
Scomber scombrus (Atlantic mackerel) is the source of this 1389-nucleotide messenger RNA. Its product is annotated as integumentary mucin C.1. Gene Ontology annotation, cellular component: external side of plasma membrane. NCBI's taxonomy places the organism in Eukaryota, Metazoa, Chordata, Actinopteri, Scombriformes, Scombridae. The record is from RefSeq and is a predicted model, not a curated record. Bases 1 to 1134 code for a protein of 377 amino acids. The transcript is spliced from 7 exons. Gene Ontology annotation, molecular function: signaling receptor activity; cytokine binding. Gene Ontology annotation, biological process: regulation of cell population proliferation.